GCAUUGGUUUAAGUAUCGUUUUCCAUGGAAAUGCAAAGUGGGCAUGUCCUGUCUGCUUUGCAAGAUUCUAGUGACCCAGCAGUUUACUGUACAGAAGAGUAAGUCCUUGCACAGUUUUUGAGAGUUUACUAAAAUGUUGGCAGCAAAAGCUUGGAUCCAAGGAUGCAUCCUGCUGGUGUUACUGACAUUAUGUGGACAAACUGCUCACUGCCAAAAUCAAUACAAAGGCUCUGCAAAUCAUGAAGAACUGAGACUCAUCCUGGUUGGUAAAACAGGAUCAGGAAAGAGUGCGUCUGGAAACACCAUUCUGGGGGAUACAAACACUUUCAAAGAGGACAUUUCACCUGAGUCUGUUACUGACGGCUGUCUCAGAAAAGAGGUAGAAAAAGGUGGAAGAAAAAUUGUUGUGAUUGACACUCCAGGGCUGUUUGACACAAGCAAAACACAAGAUGAAGUGAAAGCAAAAAUUGAGGAGUGCAUUGAACAGUCAGUUCCUGGACCCCAUGCUUUCCUUUUAGUCAUCAGCCUGAAGUCAAGGUUCACACAAGAGGAACAGGAUGCUGUCAAGUGGAUUCAAGAUAACUUUGGUUCAGAGGCUUCCUUAUACACCAUAGUUCUGUUUACACAUGGUGACCUGCUGCAGGAUAAAUCAGUGGAAGACUAUGUAAAAGAAAGCAUACAUCUUAAAACACUGAUAAAUCAGUGUGGAGGAAGGUACCAUUCACUCGUCAAUAAUCAGAAAGAAAGCAGAAAACAAGUCAAAAGUCUUCUAGAUAAAAUAGAGAAAAUGGUGGAAUUUAAUGGAGGAAGUCACUACACCAAUGAGAUGUAUGAGACAGCCCAGAAGAGACUUGAAGAGGAGAGGAUCAACUUAAAGGAGUGGUGUAAAAUGAUUGCUUUCGCUUCUGCGGGAUUAUUUAGUGCAGGAGCAUACUUUUCAUCAUAUUCUCUCAUGGCAUUGGGUGGAGCACUUGGAUAUUCUCAGUUAAAUUGCACAAUGGCAAUGUUUACAUAAGUGUAGGAGAUAGGACCACUAAACCUACCCCACUCCUCCAGCAAAGAAAAAACAAACAAAAAAAUAAGUCAUGCAUCCAGUGAUGGUUGUAGUUUUUAAUUAUAUAAUACUAUGGUGUGAUUUCUGACCAAUCAUCUGACAGGGUUUUGUGUUACAUAAAACUGACUACUUAAUAAACAAAUACUUUAUAGUCUGUUCAUAUAGGAUAUUUAUUUUACUCUACCGAGUCAUUUAUAUGAUCCUUAGUAUGACUCAACUUCUAUCAUCUUCUGUCAUAUAGACAGAGGAACAGAGGAAUU
Molecule: messenger RNA, 1314 nt
Organism: Oreochromis niloticus (Nile tilapia)
Lineage: Eukaryota; Metazoa; Chordata; Actinopteri; Cichliformes; Cichlidae
Product: GTPase IMAP family member 7
Exons: 3
Coding region: 134-1015 (293 amino acids)
Molecular function (GO): GTP binding
Source: RefSeq, a predicted model, not a curated record